Molecule: messenger RNA, 8264 nt
Organism: Sitophilus oryzae (rice weevil)
Lineage: Eukaryota; Metazoa; Arthropoda; Insecta; Coleoptera; Curculionidae
Exons: 8
Coding region: 513-6101 (1862 amino acids)
Biological process (GO): negative regulation of transcription by RNA polymerase II
Cellular component (GO): nucleus
Molecular function (GO): protein binding; transcription corepressor activity
Source: RefSeq, a predicted model, not a curated record
UCGAGUCAGAGAUUCAGGCCAGGUCGUAGUCAGCGUGUUUUCUCUCGCUAUAUUUAACCGCGCCUUCAAAAAUACUCACUUUUCCCAUUCAGGACUUUUUAAAGUUAGUUUUCGUACUCAAAAAUGUUGUGAAACAAUCACAAAACUGUGAAUUAAACUGCUCAAGUGACAGAGUAAAAGAGGAUAUAGUGUGCCACGUCGUGAGUUUCAGUUGUUUUAGUGACGCGUGUGUGACUUGACUCGCUCGUGAACACAUUUGUGGAUUACCUACCUACCAUUUUGGAUACUAUUAUUAUUACACAAUUCCUUCUACAUUCUAGGAUACCAAUACCUUUUGGCAGGUGGUCAAAUAUUUGGAUUAACGGGAUAUUAUUGUAUUGGAUUGUUUGCUGUUGUUUUUUGAGAUAAUGGAAAUGGAUUGUUCGCGGACACUGAGCCGGCUCUGGUUCACUGCUGGCUAAAAUAAAAGACUAUCGGUCGAGCGCGAUUGAGCAGGUUGUCGCCUGCAGAUUAUGGAUGUUUCCUUCACCAACGUAUUGGAGGGGGCGCGUCAGUAUUUCCAGGGGCUUCCGUCGGGCAACGCGGCAGCAGCAGCAGCGGCAGCCGCGGCGGCCAGCCCCUACUUCCAGCAGCAACAGCACCAGCAAACCGCGCAGCCGCGUCAAGCCGCCGCAGAACAGCACCAACAGCGUGGGAAUCCGGCGACGGGGACACCUCAAACUCAUUGGCAACACCAUAAUGUCCCACCAGAACUCAACAGGCCACCGGCGAGAGAACACACUCCCGUCCAAAGACCACCUUCAGCGUCGAGACCUCCAUCCGGCCCAGCGCAAUACCAAGAGAUUCCCAGGCAGUACCACAAUCUGUAUCCUCAAGAGCAACAUCCUCCAACCUCGACAGCACAGCUAGGUUUCCAGUUCACCAGGCCUCAGUCACGGGAAACCUCUAAUCAUCAAUACCAACCGCACAUUGUUACCAGCUCCCCCUAUCAUCCGCCCGAAUCUCCUCAAAUAGCUCGAAAUCCAGCAACAAGGGAACAAUUGCCAAUUGUUUCGAGUCAAAGUCAGAGUUAUCAACAGGCCUAUCAAGCUCCGACGUCACAGUAUACGUAUCAUCAGCGUCCACACUAUCCUAAUCAGCCUAAAACUACUGUUAGUUAUGCGACAGGGCAAUACCAAGCGACCCCACAGGGUCAAUAUUACAAACAGAAAGCUUACGCCCCUCCUACGCCGAGUGUAUCAGGGCAGCAAAGCAGUUAUCAGGGCAGUAAUCAGCAACAAACCUAUAGAACGACGCAUAAUCUUCCACCUAUCGCUGCAUUAUCGAACUACCAGUCCAGUAAAAAUGUCACGAAAGAGCAAACUCCGAAAGUUGCUCUUCCCCGAACCAGGUUACCGUCAUCAAGCGCUUAUUCUCACGUAACACAUACAGUAUCAGCUCAACAGCCUCUAACUAAACGAGAAGACAGGCCUCUGGUUAACUCUAACCUCAAUUACAAUCACUACCGUGUCCCUCCUGUACAAAACCAUCAACCAGUCGUCUCACAGGUCGUCACACAACCAGUUAAUUCGUACGGGAACGUUUCAAAUAAUUCUUAUUACAAUGCAACUCAACAUCAGGAAUAUUUCAAUCACCCCAAACCAGCUGAAGUUCAGAAUGUACCGAGGGUUCAGUCUAGAGAACAACAUCCUGCAAACUUCCAAAGGGUGAAUGUGAUUAAUGAACCGAUCAAACAGAAAAGAGAAAGUCCUCUAGAUCUGUCUGUGAAGACUGUUAGAACUUCUGCAGAUUCUACUGAAGAGGGUGAAAAAUCUGGUGGUAUUAUUAAACACACUCCAAGUAAAAAUACAACCGUGACUCAUAGUUAUCCCACUUUGGAUAUAAACACUAUUCAGAUAAAUUUAACUCACCGAUCUCAGGCCGCUGCAGUGUCAGCACCUAAAGUAGAGUUUCAGCCAGAUUUCAAUCACCCUCGUAACUCUGGGUGGAGUCCUAAAAGAAAUACUACGGAGGCUUUGAGAAAAAGUUCCUACGAACAAAACAACACGAAUAUUAGGCCUGAUUACUCUCAAAUCUACCAGGAUAAACGGUUUCAUAACGGACAUGUUCCUUCAACUUCCGUUCAUAUGCAGGUCUCACCCAAAGGUGCUAUUCGAGCAGAAUUCAGUAGUUCUACUAGUCAAAAGUCGUUCUCUUAUGAUAAUCCGGCGAAGAGGCCUAGCGAGUUACCUCCGCCGGUGAUACCUCACAAAAUCCCUAAAGUUGAAAACUGGAGACAGUCUAUCGAUUUCCAGAUUGAACAAAAGCUUUCUCAUUACAAGCAACAACAGUUGAUGGGACACCAACAACAUUCCCAACAACACAGUCCGUCUAUUUCAACGUCAGUGAUCUCUCAUGGUUAUCCAGAUCAAAAUUACCAACAGGCAGCUUAUAACAAGCAGAAUUUCAAGCCUAAUCAUGGGUUUCCUCAAGAACCUGUCACAGUAAAUCAUCAGUAUUCGACGUAUAAUCAACCGAAACAGUUGUAUUUAAAUCCGGCAAGUCGGUCUAACUCUAGUCCCUUGUUACCGACUACUAGUAGACAAUCUGCUACGGGAUCGGUGAACAAGCGUGUUUUGAACUUGCUCAGAAACACUAUCGAGGUGAAGGAGCAGAAAAAACUCGAACAACAAAAGUCUCACGAUGUUAUAUCGCAAAGAUCGGAUAUUCAUUACCCUAACACCGAUGUUAAAGCUCCUUUACAGCCUAAACCUGCGAUAGAUCGGAACAACGUAUCUCCAGUACCGCCCGCUAGCGUCCAGGACAUCAAAGAACUUGUUGGGAACGCUAAUGCAGUCAUGAACGGUAGUUCUUCGGAUGCUCACAUCGAGUACCUCGAAACUGUCCUCGAGAUUAGAGUUAGAACGAAAGGGGAACUAAAACAACUGCACACAGAAAACAACAACGCAGCUAGGGACGCUAUUAUUCAACUGAUUAUCGAAGAUCAAAUGAAAUCUCCUCAAAGACCGACAGUUCAGCAGAUAUCGAGUUGUUCCAGUACAACGAGCGGCAGUACGAGUCCUCCUAAACUACUCAAAGAGCGCCAGGCCGCAAUGGCACCGAGAAAAAGACUGUUCAGUAGAAACGAAGAGGAGUCAGCCAAAAAUGGAGUACCCGGAAGAGACAAGUCUGGCCUAAGAAGCUCUUCGGAGACUUCUGUUUUUGACUUUCCUGACUCAGAUGAUGAAAACGAAAUGCCAGUGUUGGAAAGACAGUCCUUGGAAGCUAUGAGGAGGGAUAGGAGGAACUCUUUGAAACCUGCAGGUGUUUCUGUCAGUGUUUCAGAUAAUGAAAUCAAAAUGGAGCCUCCUUUCAGGCCUAGCACUCCUGAAGAUGAUAUUUUUGGUUCUAUUUGCGAUACUUUUGUAGAACAAUUGAAAAAAUCACCAGUUAAAAGGGUCAAAAGAAAAACAAGUGAAGUACAAAUUAAAAAAGAAGUAGAUAGUGAAACAACUAUGGUGAAACAAGAACCCGAAUCUGAACCAUUGACAGCUAUUGUUAAGGAAGAACCGAUGUCACUCCCUAGUUCGUCGAAUUGUGAAACACCCUUGGUAGAGAAUAUUAUCAAAAGCGACUCUGAUUCGGAUAGUGAGAUAACAAAAGAUGAGACUUUGGCGAUGAUUAGGAACAAACGAAAGGUUAGAAGAAAAGUUCUCAGUACCAGUGAGAGUAGUGACGAGGAAGGUGAAAAAAUACCAACUAAAGAUGUUAAAUUAGAGGAAGAAGCCAACAAACCUUUGGACGAAAAUAGUAAAGUUGAAGAAGAUGAGUCCCAAGUGUUGAAAAUCGAAAUCAAACAAGAAAUAACUGACGAAAUCAAACAGGAAGUUACCACGGAGUCUGAAGUACCCGAAGAACGACGCAAAUCCACCGAUUCCGUAAUAGUCCGACCUGCCAAAAAACCCUUGUUUGGUGAUGGUUCAGAUUUCUAUCCCGGUUGGGAAGAGGAAGUUUGUAACUACAAGAAAUCCCUUCGCAUGCCUCCAAGUUUAAUCCAGGUCACCAGACCUCCAGCUUCAAUGAGACUGUCAACUUCCCUUCCCGAUUUAGAUCCAUGUCCUCAAUCUCCGACAACCUCAGUAACGACUGAAGUAGAGAUUAAGGAACCUUCCAGCAAGAAGUGCAUCAAAAAGUUCAAAUCCGAGCCGAUAGACAGCGACAGCGAGAGUACAAGUAGCUUUAAUUUAUUCUCUAAGAAAACUAACUAUGAUUCUGAAGGGUCCUCAUCGAUUAGGAGUCUACCAAAUACGAAAAUGGAGAAUCUGUCGAUACUGGAUAGACUUUUGGAGAAGUGCGGUGGAAAGAAAAAAAGGAGGGUUAAGAGAAAGGAGGAUCACAGUCCGAAGGUUGUUCCUAAGUCUGAUAAUGGGGUGGAGUUACUUGCAACUCCCACUCCAAGUAUAGCGUUAUCAGAAAAAUCUCCGGAAAAAUCUAAGGGCCUUAAAUCACCUGUCAUCAAUGCCAAAUCAGCUGUGCUUCCUUUCCGAAAAGAUACAGUCAACAACUUCAAGGACGCUUUUAUCAAUAGUGGCAGCAGUGUUUUGGGUGUGCAUGACAAGUUCACCACUAUAGUUAUGUCAUCUCGGACUCGUAAAGAAACGCGAGCCAUGAAACAGAGGGCCACUAUUAAGGAAGUUUUCGGUGAAGACAGACCUGCAUCUGCACCUCCAGUCACUUGUAUAAACGAUGCACAAAUCAAGGAGGAACUCAAAGACUUAGAACCCUUCUCCAAAACCUUGGAGGAGAUACUGGUUGUCAAGAAAGAAAACGUCAGUCCUUCGAACAACCGAAACUGUUUGAGGAAGAUUAUGAAGGACAAACUGACCAACAGCGAGAGUACCAGUUUGCUGAAGGAACUAGUUAAUAGAAAGAUCAAGACUGAAGUUUUUGACGACGAGUACAACGAGGAUAACGUUUCCAUCAUGGACUUUAUAAGAAGAGACAUUGAUGCUAGAUCUGAAACGACUUCCUUGGAUGGAGACGAGACUAUGGAUGGAAGUAUCUCUGGAAAGAGGCGUAGUAGGUUCGGGAAAAUGCGACGGAAACUUAGUUCCGGUUUCGAUUAUAUUCGGAAGAAGAAGAAGGUUAAGAAAGAAGAGACUACGGAGAGCAGUAGUGUAGAGAGGAGAAGAAGGGUUGUUACUAAGGCUCCUGAGUCGGUUGAUGACAUACAGAAAGAGAUAAAGACUUGGGUGAUGAACAAAGGGAUUGGGGAGACCCAUCUUCAUAGGGCUGCGAGACUUGGGUAUGAGGACAUAACGGCCUAUUGUUUGGAGAAAAUGGAAUGCAACCCAUCUCCAAAGGACAAUGCAGGCUAUACUCCACUUCAUGAAGCUUGUAUACGGGGUCACUUAGAAAUUGCCAGGUUUCUGUUACAGUACGGCGCAAAUGUACAUGAAUCUGCUCAAGGCGGUGUCAGGCCUCUCCAUGAAGCUGUUGAGAAUGGUUUCGUGGAAAUUGUUAGACUGUUGCUCUCGUACGGAGCCGAUCCUUCUUUGGCUACUUACUCGGGAGUAACUCCUCUCUCUUUAGCAGCAGACGAGACGACAAGAAAGCUACUAAUGAGCUAUAUGACAGAUAAAGAAGGAGAGAGCGGUGGAGGACCGUGGGAGUUCCAAGGACCAGCUUCAUGCUUUGAUCCGGAAGAGUCCGGAUACGAUAUCUUGGACGACGCACCGGAAGCCGACGCAGAUCCGGAACUCGAAGACAUCGAUAUCGACAUGUCCGAAACCCUUCCCCCUAACCUCUACACUCUGCGCGGCGAGCCCCCCACAGAACGCUGGGUCCUGCUGCAAGAUCUCUCCAACCAACUCAAAAUCAAAUCGCGCGACGCCCUCUUACGUCAAAUCGCGCCACCUACCUCACCAAACGCACCCGUCAACUACAAGAGCGUGCUGCGCGAACUGAAAAUGACGGACUUCCUCGAACAGGCGCACUGUUGCCAGUUCCUCAAUAUGGGCGAGAAAAUCAACACCAGGGCUACGAAAAUAGCGCUGGUCAAGUACAGUGACAAGGUGAAGGAACUGCUGGGUAUAGAAACGACGGUGGUGACGUCUAGGUGACGUACGUCUUAGUGGUUCACACGUUGGGACGUCAAUUUUUGUAUAUAUAAGUGAUUAACGUGAAACCGGUGAUAUUUUUGUUUAUUUUCUAUUUUUAUUUCGGUUUAGUGUGAAUACGUCGAACUGGCAACAACGUUGAUAUUUUUUGUGAUGUUUUCUUACAUUUUUUUUGUUUGUGUACCGCGUGAUCGGAAUAAAAAUGACGUCGCUUUACUAUAUCAAAGUUUACAGAAUGAAAAUAAUAAAAAAAUAUUUUAAUUCUUUAAACUUUAACUAUAUCCAUAAAUGGAGUUUUUGACAGUGAGUUUCAUUCUGUCUCUAUCAUGACAUGCCAAUAUUUAAAUGGGUGUGACAACCUAUUUAAAAAAAAACAACAACUUCAUGUUGUAAUAUAUCAUAAAAAUGUAUCUUUUGAGAUACAGGGUGCUAAAAUUUUCUAAAAUAACACUUUUUUCAUAAUUACUCUGAUUUUAUUAAACAGUCAGUAUCCCCGGAUUAUCUUUACAAGAGGAAAAACGUUUUAAUAUUGACAUCUUGAGCAAAAUACAUUCUUCAUAAAAAAAUUGUUCUAAAAUGGUUAAUCCCGUUUAUACUUUUCCAAAUUUUCAUACUCAUUUAAAGAAUUAAAAAAAAACGUGAAAAGACGAUUGAAAAGUCCUAAAAAUUAAAAGGCGUUUCUAUGGUAAUAGGAUUUCGAUGAAAUCUUUGACAGAUGGUUAUUAUUCAUUUUGAUUAACGUCAUAUUUUUUGGUGUUGUUAAUGUAUCACGUUUUCCAAUAACUAUUAUCACCCUUUCUGUAGGAACCUAAAUAAAUGUGCUUUAACAUUUUAAAACAGCAAAAAAUAUGAUGUUAAUUAAAAUUCUAUCAAUAACAAUCUAUCAAAGAAUAAAAACGACAUUCUAUGUUUGCCUUUUAAUUUUUAGGAUUCUUUCUUCAUUAUCCGUUGUUCCUGUCAAGAAUUUCAUGGAUAGAUAUAGUAAAACUUAAAUUGAAUUUUUCUACGCCUACCAUGACGACGUUUUUAUUCGAUCACGCGGUAUAAUUUUAUGCAAUUCUAUUGGUGCAUAUAACGGAAUCUAUUGAUUUUGUUAAUGUUAUUUAGUUACCAAGUCUAAGAGAAGAUGUUUUUUUAAGUAGGACAUUUUUUGAAUUUAAGUGCAAUCAUUGUUGUUUUAUCAAAUAUUUUUUUAAAAAAUUGUAUUGAUUUUAUUCAUACAAAAGUUGUGUGUAACUUCAAAAUUAUUUUUAUUACGCCUGAUAAUUUUUUCGAAAAUUAAUUUUUUAAGUUUCUUAUUUAAUCAAUUUUGGUGUCCAGUGGAUUCCAAAUAUUUUUUUAACAAAACUUGAUAUUUUCUUAAGUUAAAAACAAUCAACAGAAUUCAUUACUUUUUUAUUUGAAACAACUAGAUUAACUAUUUGUCAAACGAAUAGUACAGAAAAAAACAUAAUUUAGAAAAUUUUAUAUUAUAUUUUGUUAUUAAUAAAUUAGUAUUAUUAUAUAAUUCGUUUUCAAGCUCAGGGAUCUUAUAACUAACUUGUUUUUUUUUCUUUAUGUCUCUUUAAGAACGCGGUAAAUUUGAAUGGAAAUUAUUCAAUUCAACAAACGAUUUUUUUCGAGAAAAAAAAUGGUGUCAGAGUAGCCCUCGACCGUUGUUUCGAAGGCUGCCACGACAUCGUUUCUUUUUCUUAAUUUUUUAUGGUAUUAAUUUUGCAACAACAAACUCAAUACAAAUCAAAGUCCUAUUACAGAAUAAUAAAAUAUUUUUAAAACGAUAUUAGUGUAUAGAGUUUUACAAAAAAAAAACAGAGUCGCUAUUUUUAUUUUCCUGCUUUUUAAUAAUAUUAAACGAUAGAAAAAAUAGUAGUAAAUGUGUAUAUUGAUGUAUUUAUUUUUUACGUCCGCCAUUGUGCGGGUUUGUACAGUUAAUAUUAUCUGUGAUUCAAUGAAUAAAUAGGAAAAAAAAAUCUACGUGAAUGAAAUUUGGUGAGGCAGAGUGCAAUGCUUCGGAGAGAAAAAGUUGUGAUUUUGCCGACUCGUGCUAUUAUUAUUAUUAUUAUCAGUGUUGUAGAAUAAUUAUAUUUAAUUUAUGACUAAUUUUUCACAUUUUUAAUGUUCAUUUUUUUUCUCUCUUUUUUGUUUCAUAUAAAAUAUGUGGACAGA